Molecule: messenger RNA, 689 nt
Organism: Hibiscus syriacus
Lineage: Eukaryota; Viridiplantae; Streptophyta; Magnoliopsida; Malvales; Malvaceae
Product: protein MHF2 homolog
Exons: 7
Coding region: 47-373 (108 amino acids)
Biological process (GO): kinetochore assembly; resolution of meiotic recombination intermediates; DNA repair
Cellular component (GO): Fanconi anaemia nuclear complex; FANCM-MHF complex
Source: RefSeq, a predicted model, not a curated record
AUGGACAGCAGGAAAAAUUGAAGAGCGGAAGCAAAUCACUUGCGCCAUGGACGACAACGGAGCUCCCACUUUCGAGCCAGAUUUGAUUAGAGCCAUUUUCAAGCAUAUUUGGGUUAAAAAAGCUCAAGAGCGUGAAAGAAACGAAUUCCCAAACACAGAGGCUGUAGAUUCCGAGGUUGGAGCUGGAACAUCGAAGAAGAAUCGACCCACAUCUGCUAAUGCAAAUGCUUUAAAGCUUAGUUGUGAACUUCUUCGUGUUUUUACCACAGAGGCUGUCCAGAGAGCUGGAACAAUUGCUGAAGCUGAGGGUAGCACUAAGAUUGAACCAACUCACUUAGAAAGGAUUCUUCCUCAAUUACUUCUUGAUUUUUAAGGGGCUCAGCUUGCUUAUUCAUCCGUUGGAACUGAUCGACAUCUAUGCAGUAUCUCUACAUCAGCUCAUAAGUAGUAUCGCCGGAUUGUUCAUCCAUUUUGUAUGUAGAGAAUAGACUUUCUUGCCACUAGUAGCACUUUAGCAUCAAAUAUAUCUUCCAAGUUUGUUUAAUGGCUUAAUGUGACCGAGUUCGAUCUUAGUUGACAUGCUCCGGCGUUUGGACUUUUUAUUACACACCUGUGAAUCUAAGUACUAAUUGUUUUGAUCUAUAUUGAUGGUGUACAAGGCUAGCCUGUUGGUCGUGUUCUCGAUGGCA